ACACGAAACUCAAAACUUGAAAAACCUAAUUAGAUUUUUACACCUUCCCUCUAAAAUCAUGGCGGUUCUCAGUGUAUAGGCAUCUCUCUCUCGCUCGCUCGCUCGCUCUUCAGUACUUAAUACCAGAUCGCUAUUCUCCGUUAUCCAAAUCUUCAGUCUUUUCAGAUCUUGUAUCAUCCCCUUUUAAAUAGUUACAAUCGCCGAAACUAAACGGAAGAAAACGAAAACUGAAACGAUUCAUCAACUAGGUUUUGAAAGAUGGCGAUAAAUCUGACUCAGAAUGCAAUAGCAAUGAUAUGUAGUGGACAAUUUCAAGGAGAUGAUUUGAAACCAAUAGUACAAGUAGUAGAUAUCAAGUUAAUAAGCUCAAAUAAUACUAAUGCUGAAAGAUACAGAAUGGUGAUUUCAGAUGGAGUGCAUACUCAACAAGGAAUGCUUGCUACUCAGAAGAAUGAAUUAGUUCAUAGUGGCCAGUUAAAAACCAAUUCAAUUGUUGAGUUGUCUCAGUUUGUUGGCCAACUUGUUCAAAAUCGAAAGAUAAUAAUUAUCAUUGAUUUGAAAGUAAUUGUUGAGAAGUGUGAGAAAAUAGGAAAUCCGUAUCAAUAUGGGCAAGCUCCAGGCGGUCCCACUACACAGUCUCGAACGCCCAUGGACCAGCCAUGGAUUACAACAGGAGACCAUCAGUCCUAUAGUGGUGCUUCAUUAUCUGGUGGUACCUCUGCUGGGCAAAAUUUAAAUGGUAGAGCUCCUCUACACCAACCUAGGUCAGAUUCAGGUCCUCAAACUUAUGGCAACUCGAUUUCUAUCAACUCCAACUCCGGAGGAUGUGGUCCAACUAUUGGGCAUCCUGGAUACCCUAAACCAGAACCGGGUUUCAGCCUUUCUGGUUCAGUACCGUUUGCUGGGAAUUAUGGGGAUCAAAACAGAAACAUAAACAGUUCCAAAAUGGAAGGCAGAGCUCAAGGUUCUUUCAACAAUAGUUCUCGCCCAUUGCAGCCAACACACCAGCAACCACCGUCAAUGUACACGAACAGAGGGCCUGUAGCUAAGAAUGAAGCUCUUGCAAGAAUAAUCCCCAUAAGGGCUCUGAAUCCAUAUCUGAGCAGGUGGACAAUUAGGGCCAGGGUAACAUCAAAGAAGGAACUGAGGCAUUAUACCAAUGCCAGGGGUGAGGGAAAAGUGUUCUCAUUUGAUCUGCUUGAUUCUGAAGGUGGAGAAAUACAGGUAACAGGCUUCAAUGCAGUAGCAGAUCUAUUUUAUGAUCAGAUUGAAGCUGGAAAAGUGUAUUUGAUAUCGAGGGGAUCACUAAAACCAGCUUCCAAGAACUUCAAUCGUCUUCAAAAUGAGUACGAGAUCACUUUAGAAAACACAUCAACUAUACAACCUUGUACUGAGGAUGAUCACACUAUACCUAAGCAACAGUUCAAUUUCCGACGUAUAAGUGACAUUGAAACUAUGGAAAUCAAUUCCAUGCUGGAUAUAAUCGGUGUGGUUUCAUCCAUAAACCCCACUCAAAAUAUAACGACAAAAAAUGGUGAAACACAAAAAAAGACCCUGCAGCUGAAAGAUAUGUCUGGUCGAAGUGUAGAAUUAACUUUAUGGGGGAGCAUCUGCAGUGCAGAAGGGCAGGAGCUGCAGAAAAUGCGUGAAAAAGGAGGGUUUCCUGUUUUGGCGGUAAAAGCUGGAAGGGUGAACCAGUUUAAUGGGAGAUCAGUGGGAACGCUUUCUACGAGCCAGUUAUUUAUAGAGCCCGACGUCCCUGAAGCACGUACGUUAAAGCAGUGGUUUGACUCGGAGGGAAGAAAUAUGCAAGCAAUUUCACUUUCCAAGGAGUCUUCGGGUACGGGGCGGUUAGACGUGCGGAAGACUCUGUCCCAAAUCAAAUAUGAGCAGCUUGGAACAUCAGAAAAGCCAGAUUGGAUCACUGUGCAGGCAAGAAUUUCUUUCGUUAAGACUGAAAUUUUUUGCUAUACAGCAUGCCCUGAAUUGGUUGGGGAUCGUCAGUGCAGCAAAAAGGUCAUUAAUGAUGGAGAUGGCCGAUGGAAAUGUGAGAGAUGUGAUAAGUCGUUUUCUGAGUGUGAUUAUAGGUACAUUCUUCAGCUCCAAAUACAAGAUUUUACUGGUCAUACCUGGGUAACAGCUUUUCAAGAAACUGGUGAGAAAAUCAUGGGCCACCCAGCAAAAGCAUUGUAUUACUUGAAGCAUGAAGAACAAGACGAAGAGAAAUUCUCGGAUAUUACGAGGGGAGUUCUCUUAAAUAGGUAUAUCUUCAAAUUGAAAGUGAAACAGGAAUCAUUUGAAGAUCAGCAGCGUGUGAAAUCAACAAUUGUGGCAGUUGAGAAGUUGAAUUUCUCAACCGAGUCUAGGCAUCUUUUAGAUUUGAUAGAUAGACACCUAGUCGAAGAUGCGAAUGGAGUUCCCGGGACAGCGAAUAGUAGUGAAACUGGAAUGAUUAGUAAAGGAUACCAAGAUAUGGGAAACAUGGGACAGCUGACUACACCUUCUAUUGGGAGCAGUAGAAGCAAUGCAAGUACUGGUAAAGAUUUGAGGGCACUACCUGCAAAUCAAAUGGGACACCAUGUAAAUCGUUAUAAUAGUGCAAUUAAUCCUGGAACGGUAGGACUUAAUUCGGGAAUACCAAGUACAGGAGUUCACAUAUCUUGCUCCAGCUGUGGUGGCGGCGGCCAUGACUCGAAUAACUGCCCUAGUGUCAUGAAUAGACAAGGACAAUCAAUCGAAGAGGGUUAUGGAAGUAGGGCCCAACCUGCUGUAGGUGGUAGUGGUAACUGUUACAAAUGUGGACAAAGUGGCCAUUUUACGAGAGAUUGUCCAAGUGUAAAUACUGUCGGAGCACGGGGUGGUGGAAAUAAUGUUGGUGGACGUGGUGCUGCAGAUGAGUGUUACAAAUGUCAUCAAAGUGGCCAUUGGGCAAAGGACUGUCCAGGUACAAGUUCCUCUUCAACGUAUGGUAGCAGUGGUGUUGCUGAAAGAUAUAGAGGAGUUUCCAAUCAGCGGGUUGGAGGCUUCUAAAUUUUGACAAUAUCAUCUUAGCACGAGCAUCUUUCUCCUGCAAUACUGAUGAACUCAUUCUGGUGGAAUAUGCCUUCUCCACAUUAAGAUUCGUUAGGAUGUCCAUAGUUAUUUAUGGUCUUUUCUCUUUUAAUGUUUUAGACUUUUUUGUUAUGAACUUAUUUUUGUCUGUAGUUAAAUGAUACAGCAUUAUUAGUUACUUUCUUGCGUGGCAUAAAUUUUUAGCUUGUAAGCGCAGUUUUCUUCCCCA
This is a messenger RNA of Papaver somniferum (opium poppy), 3280 nucleotides long. Its product is annotated as replication protein A 70 kDa DNA-binding subunit A-like. Bases 259 to 3030 code for a protein of 923 amino acids. Gene Ontology annotation, cellular component: DNA replication factor A complex; nucleus. The transcript has 3 exons. The record is from RefSeq and is a predicted model, not a curated record. Gene Ontology annotation, biological process: double-strand break repair via homologous recombination; telomere maintenance via telomerase; DNA replication. Gene Ontology annotation, molecular function: damaged DNA binding; zinc ion binding; single-stranded telomeric DNA binding. Lineage: Eukaryota; Viridiplantae; Streptophyta; Magnoliopsida; Ranunculales; Papaveraceae.